Molecule: messenger RNA, 1671 nt
Organism: Anoplopoma fimbria (sablefish)
Lineage: Eukaryota; Metazoa; Chordata; Actinopteri; Perciformes; Anoplopomatidae
Product: guanine nucleotide-binding protein subunit alpha-11-like
Exons: 7
Coding region: 31-1095 (354 amino acids)
Biological process (GO): phospholipase C-activating dopamine receptor signaling pathway; adenylate cyclase-modulating G protein-coupled receptor signaling pathway; action potential
Cellular component (GO): heterotrimeric G-protein complex
Molecular function (GO): guanyl nucleotide binding; GTPase activator activity; GTPase activity
Source: RefSeq, a predicted model, not a curated record
UCAAAGCGGCUAGGUCGACCUGCAGAAGAAAUGGAUGAGUGCUGCCUGCCAGCUGAGGACAGGGAGAGACUCAGAGUACACAGAGAGAUAGAGAGACAACUGCGCCGGGAUAAAGACGCCUCUUACCGGCAGUUGAAGCUGCUUCUUUUAGGGACUGGUGAAAGUGGGAAGAGCACUUUCAUCAAACAGAUGAGGAUCAUCCAUGGCAGUGGAUACAGUGAAGCUGACAGGAAAGGGUUCACUCAGCUAGUGUUUCAGAACAUCGUCACAGCCAUCCAGGCGCUGAUCAACGGCAUGACGACACUACAGAUUGACUACACUGAUAACCAGAACACUAGCCACGCACAGAAGCUUGGCCAAGUGGAGGCAGACCAUGUGUCCACUCUGGAUGCUCGGCAGGUGGACGCCAUUAGGCGAGUGUGGAGUGACCCUGGUGUUCAAAGGUGCUACGACCGCCGAAGGAAAUUCCAGUUGUCUGACUCUGCCAAAUAUUACCUUGACGACUUGGACAGAAUCACUGCCCUGUUAUACAUCCCCACAGAGCAAGACAUCCUGAGGGUCAGGGUCCCCACCACAGGCAUCAUAGAGUACCACUUUGACCUUAAAGAUGUCCUCUUCAGGAUGGUGGAUGUGGGUGGUCAGCGUUCAGAGAGGAAGAAAUGGAUCCACUGUUUUGAGAAUGUCACUUCCAUCAUAUUUCUGGCGGCCCUCAGCGAGUAUGAUCAAGUCCUCUCCGAGAGUGAGAAUGAUAAUCGACUGCAAGAGAGCCUCGCCUUGUUCAAGACCAUCAUCUCGUACCACUGGUUCCAAGAGUCCUCCAUCAUCCUCUUCCUGAACAAAACUGACUUGCUUGAGGAGAAAAUCACACAGUCUCAUUUGGCAACCUACUUCCCGGCCUUCACUGGGCCUCAGUGUGAUGCCAGAUCUGCGGAAAAAUUCAUCUGGCAAAUGUACCAGAAUAAGCAAAGUGGGCAUCCUCAAUCCCUUUACAAACACUUCACCUGUGCCACAGACACAAACAACAUCCGGCUGGUCUUCAAAGAUGUCAAAAAUACAGUCUUCAGAAAACAAAUUGAAUUGUUCAACCUGGAAUAAGGAUGUUGCAGGACAAAGUGAUGGUUUCCCCUUGAGGAACAAGGAGCCAGGUUAUACAGUCACAUGUUGUUACACUUUUAUGGACAUUUUUAUCUGUUAUUUGCUGUUGGUUGCAGCUUAUUCAAAGACACCAAAGAAAGGCAAUGUGACAGUAUUGUCCGGUAAGGGACAUUUAUCUUGUUUUUAUCUAUACCACUCUAAAAACAUAGACAGAUUGUGCCAUUUUUUAAUAAAUGGUAGAAAAGCUCAUUUUCUAUUGCUACAGUAGAGAAAUGGACAACUGCAAUGCCAGUUAAUCGUUGUAAUGAACUAUUACAGAGGGGUUCCUUUGAUACCCAUGCUGUUUGAUAGUCAUCAGCAAAUUCUAUCAAACUGGUUAGUCAAAGUCUUACCAGUUGGAUACCAGUCUAGAAUAGUCUUCAGGGAACUAGAGUGCCUUACUUUAUAUUUAUGCUGAUGUGUUAUUGUAUGCAACAACAACCAUGUAGACUGUGAAAUGUUUUCUUUCAACUUUAAAAUAUAGAUAUUGAAACCACAUGUUAUCUGUGUAUUUAUAUGAACUGGAUUCUGUGCCGU